AUGUUUGAAUGUGGGGUGAAGCUACGUUACCAGCUGACUCUGUUUUCAGGAUUGUUGGAGUGCCUUUGUUUUACUGGGGUUGUGUAUGGCUGGGCAUCUUUAGUGUUUGUCUUGAAAAGAGAAGGCUACUUUAGUGAGCUCUGUGUCAAUGCAACUGGACUGAAUGAGAGUCAAUACACAGACUGUACAAAUCAGGAUAAUCAACUCUCUCUUGUUUUUACCACUGCGGCUUUCUCAAGAGACUUCCUGAGGUUCCCAGUGGGGUUUAUUUUCGAUGCUUUUGGGACCUUGGCUAUAAGGCUGAUAGCAAUAUUCCUGUAUGUUACCGGAACUUUCCUGAUUACGGUUUCCAGUGCAGAGUUGUCGGUGCUGUUGUUCCCAUCCGUGGCAUGUUUGUUGAUGUCUGGGAUGAUAUUCUACAUAACAAACACACAGGUGGGGAAUCUUUUUAAGAAACACCGCAGUGCUGUCAUCACUGUCUAUGCAGGGGCGUUUGAAUCGUCUGCCGCUAUGCUUCUCGUAGUAAAGGUGCUGUAUGAGAGUGGAAUCUCUCUUCACAUCUCUUUUUUUUUCCUCUGCCUGUGUGGGGUCCUUCAUCUCCUUCGUUCUCUGCUCCUCAUGCCAUCGGCUCACAUCCCAUACCCAAUCCCAGAAAACUACACCUAUGGGUUACACUGCUGUUACCCGUCAGAAAGCCUAACUAAAGAGGAGGAAGGGGGCAUAAACACUAGUGACAUAGCUCCAAAUAAAGAAGGAGCCAUUGUUGAUAUGUAUCUGGAGGAAUCACCUCCCAUCAAACCAGUCUCACAGGAUGAAAUCAGUUUUAUGGACUGUGUGUUCUCCAAGCUGUUUUUUGGGCACCUGUUGUGGUUCUCCCUCAUGCUGCUACGUCAAACUCUGUUCAUCAGCACCCUGAACCCCACGUUAAACCGACUGUCCGACGAAGACUCGGCGACAGUGAGUAAGUAUACCAAUGCCUUUGCUAUCAUUCAGUUCUGUGGAGUGCUUUUUGCUCCCUGGAAUGGAUUCCUCAUGGACAGACAGAGAAUUAGAGCUCUUACGACUGGAAAGACCGAGAGGGAAGCAGAUCUGACGGCCAUUCUUCUCUCUCUCUUCCUCACAUCCGUCAUCUGUUUUCUCUUCUCCCUUUGCAUUUCCAUUCCUGUUCUCCCUCUCCAGUACGUGACCUUUGCCCUUCAGGUCAUCAGCAGUUCAUGCAUGUAUGGAGGGCACGCUGCUUUCAUUAACAUUGCCUUUCCUAUCAGACAUUUUGGAAAGUUGUCUGGCAUGCUAAUGAGUUUAGCGUCUCUUGUACAGCUGCUUCAAAUGCCCUUACUGAAUUUCAUUUCUGAACGUCUCCACGGCGACCCGCUCUACGUGAACGUCGGUAUGACUUUACUGUCUUUGGUUGUGUUUAUUCAUCCGCUCCAAGUCUACAUCCAUUGCAGAGGAUUGGCCAGUAAAAGUAAGAACAGUUCCUCUGAGAUGUGUCGAAGCCUCUCAACGGAGAGCGUUCGUCCGAACAUUCAGUGA
Messenger RNA from Chanos chanos (milkfish), 1533 nucleotides. Its product is annotated as solute carrier family 43 member 3-like. Gene Ontology annotation, biological process: transmembrane transport. Lineage: Eukaryota; Metazoa; Chordata; Actinopteri; Gonorynchiformes; Chanidae. The transcript is spliced from 12 exons. The coding region runs from base 1 to 1533 and encodes 510 amino acids. Gene Ontology annotation, molecular function: transmembrane transporter activity. The record is from RefSeq and is a predicted model, not a curated record.